Messenger RNA from Colletotrichum truncatum, 2367 nucleotides. The record is from RefSeq and is a predicted model, not a curated record. Lineage: Eukaryota; Fungi; Ascomycota; Sordariomycetes; Glomerellales; Glomerellaceae.
AUGGGUACCGAUGAAAGAGCCGAGCCCAGUGCAGAGUCGGCGCCACCCAGCUCUCCACGGUUCAGACGGACCUAUGUCGCGUGCGAUUCCUGUCGAGCUCGGAAAGUAAGAUGUAUAGUUGGGGACAAUCCGCCUUGCGCGAAGUGCAAACGAGAGCACCGUGAUUGCCGAUUCGAUCGCCGUCCAAAAACAGCAAAACACAGAGAUCUACCGAGUUGGGUGGGCGUUAAAUCAGCUUCGCAAUCAGCCACGUCCCCGACACGCCAGAACAGAGUAGACGCUGGGUCUUCAAGACCUUCUACGGCUUCACCUCAAGUCAUUGGACCGCCGGAGCAGGAGGAUACACCACCAGAAGCAAUCACGCCUUCAACAGCCUCGGAAAGUUACCGCACAUGGGCCAAUCACUCUUUACAAGACAGCCAGUUGCUUUCCGAGAGAGUCAUGUCUAGUUUUGUUACUGGGUCGAAUGAUGCUCUUGACGUCCUGUCUGAUGCGGCAAAUUUACUACACAAUGCCACUGUCGCUCCUUUCUCUGGGCAACAACCGACUCAGCCGUCUUUUCCAGUACGCGAACUACCGGUUGCAGUCCCUGCUAGCAUGCAGACAGGUUGCCAGACCGGAGUAGGGUUCACGAUCUUGUCCUUAUCUGAGCCUUCGGACGCAACCCUGGACGUAUGGGAUAAAUGUCGAUUCGUUCGUCAAGGCUGGUUUACGUCGCAAGAAGCCGUGACAUAUGUAGAUCUAUUUUUCAAACAUUUGUCACCCCUAUCGCCCGUAUUAAUAAACCAAUACAGUCACCACGAGGCACACACAAGUCUCAUAUGCCAAGAGUCAAUGCUCUGCUGCACAAUUCUCAUGAUCUCGUCUCGUUUUUUCAUGCUUCCAGGAGCAGGCGGGGUCUCUCGAAGUCACCUUAUACACAAUCGUCUCUGGCAAUUUUGUGAAUCUCUCAUCAAGAGAAUUAUCCUCGGACAAGAAAAGGUUUCGACUGCCAAGAUGAGGAUUAUUGGAACAAUUGAAAGCCUCCUGCUGAUAUCCGAUUGGCACCCCCGUGCCGUUCACUUUCCGCCAGAUACAGAGGGUUGGGACGCCGCUCUUGUUGACACCGAAUACGAUCGCCAAAACCGUAAACGCACGAACGACGAAGAGCCGCUGCUCCGUUGGCGAAAAGACGUCUUUGAGCCAGCGAAGAGAGCCAGCCGGAUGUCUUGGAUGCUUCUUGGCCUAGCAACAAACCUGGCACACGAGCUUGGGAUCAUGUCAAAUGAUCACACAGUCUUAUCCACCUUGGACUCUGCUAGCCGAAGAAGAUUCCGAGCACAGAAGCUCCUUUACACAUACAUGACGCAAACAGCCACGCGGUUGGGCUAUCACUCGGUAUUUCCGGAGAGUACUACAAUUGCUGCUUCCCGAUCUUUUAUGCGGGAUGUAAGCGAUGAAUCGCAACUAUCAUGGAAUGCGUAUAUGGACGCAUACUUGGAGCUGACCCGCCUUUCAAAAGUAGCAUCCUCCAUGUUUUUUCAGUCCAUAACACACUUGCAAAAUGUCCUCCAAAAUGACAAUUACCCAGAUCUCCUAGAGCACUUCUUAGAGUCGCUGUCUAAUUGGAAUAAAACCUUCGACUCAACUCUCAAUGACAUUUAUGAGCCCCUUAAAAACUCAUUGCUUGUUGAAUUUUACCAUCUUAAAGCUUGCAUCGGGGCAAUCUCGUUACAAGCAGUUGUGCAGAGGGCCACGGGUUCUGAAGCAAGUAGGACCCAUAAAGAUGGUCUUGCAGCUUAUAUGACUGCGCAAGAUUCUAAAUUCUUGCAAGAGGUAGUAUCAGAUUGUAGCAAGGUACUUCAUAUUGCUACUGUUACGCCUUUCAGAGAGCAUCUGGCGUACUCACCCGCCCGGAUUCGGUUGGGCGUCAUCUCUGCGUCUGUGUUCCUGUUAAAAGCAAUCAGUAUUGGCUCGCCAGCGACGGACGUGCAUGCAGCCCUAAACACGUUAGAUCGCUGUACAACGACUCUCAAAACAUAUCCACCUGACGAUAUGGACUUCGCCAUGAGAUAUGCCGACCUCAUUGUAAAACAUACUUCACAUCUACGUAACAACAUGAUCUCGGACAAGCAAGUGCAGCCUCCUAGCAACACUAUCAGGCGGCAUGAACCUGCCAGCUUAGAUGAAUUCGAUCUAACGUUGUCAACGCUCUCUUCUGGAGAUAUCUUGACCGAUAACUCGAAACUGGAUCAUCAUGAAUUCUGGAGGGCUUUGCAGUUCGAUUCAAGCAUAGCUCCAUUUGGCGAUAACGAUGAUCAGUUGGCUCAAGGCUUCGAUGUCGACUCGCUCAAUUUUCUGUGGAAUAUGCCAGACAUUAGCUCAUAG